UGUCAAGAAGCCGCCCGACUAUUAAAAUUUUUCAAUGCCUUGCCAGUUUCCUACCAAUCGCUUCGCCUUAGUCUAGAGGGAAUAAUCUAUUCUUUUCUUGAAGUUUGAUGUUGAAUGGUACGGAUGUCCUAUUCAAGUGAAAUGUUCCAUCCAGCACAGGUGUUUGAUUCCGGAAAGAUUGAUGGUGGAUAGAGACAUGUCUUAUGGGAAAGUAUGAAAAGAAAAGACUUACUUUGAUUUACCGGCUCUCUUCUCUAUAUAACCAUUCUCGGUACCUGAAAAAAAUCAGUUGGCAUCAGUCUUUACACGAUACAUUAAAGAUGAAGCGAUCUUCUGUAAGACGUUCCAGUGGGGGUAUGGUUGAUGGAGAAAAAUUGAAGACAGAGCAACCCGAGACUACUGUGAAAGAGCAACUUGUUGAUGUUGAAGGCCAAGAGAAAAGAUGGUUGGCAUUUGAAUCAAAUGGAACAUUGUGGAUAAGCAUGGAACAAGUGAAGGCCGAGUUCACAAAAAAUAUACAAAGCUCGACUCUCCGCAGCAGAAUGCACAGAUUGAAGAUAAAUUGCAAGAAACCCGAGGGGAUCCUGUGCUUGAAGCUCGAAGAGAAAUUUGGACCAUUACGUCAUUACGUCAUCCCAUUAGACAGUCUUCAUUUGCUGCUACAGAAGCAGAGUGUGCUUCAACUACCACAAGCAGCAGUCGCCAAUGUGGAGGCGGGUACAAGUUACGAAGCAGCUUCAAGCAUGCAGGAUGGAGUGUCUUCAUUUGAAGUAUUUUUCGAAAAGCUCCGGGAAUUCUACACGGAUGAAAUAAACCCGUUAAGACCAUCAAACGAUAUGACAGCAGGGACAAUCGAACGCCACACAAGAAGGUUAAAGAAGUUCUUUGAACAUGUAGAAGAGACAUAUAACAGACCCCCACAAAUGGAGGAUGUUACAAACAUCAACUUUGUUAGGGCAUAUGUGGCGGAAUUGAUGAGGGAGCUAAACGUGGGUACAGUUGCCAACCAUAUUCAAAGCCUGAUAGUGGCAGCAAAAUAUAUUCUGAAAAAAGAGGGCCUAACAAAAAGUUGGCAUGAAAUUGCAGAAAUAACACAAUUGAGGCACAUGCAGGCCCAACUGCAAGUGAGUAUUCCAGUUCACCUUAGCUAUAUAUAUUAUCCCUUUCCAUUAGAAAUUCUACAAUAG
Messenger RNA from Rhopilema esculentum, 1187 nucleotides. NCBI's taxonomy places the organism in Eukaryota, Metazoa, Cnidaria, Scyphozoa, Rhizostomeae, Rhizostomatidae. The record is from RefSeq and is a predicted model, not a curated record.